AUGGAUGGCCCGGCUCUCUAUCGCGCAGGAAAGCGAGUUUUCCAAGUCUUUGAAAGUUUGUUGAAUUUACACAGCGGCACACUUCAAACGCACUUUACCAAAGAGGAACAAAGGUUUCGAUUAUGCGCGCAUAGCUUAGGCCUUCAUCAUCAAGGCCAUAGCUCUCUCGACUAUCGGGUCCGCGAUGCCGUCCUGGUCAAGUCCCAGCUACUACGUCUGCUAAGUGCUUUGCUUGAUCACCUUGAGAACACCCUGGCUGUUCUGAAAGGCGACCGCCUUCCGUUUGAACAACAAGCACGGGAUUUGGAGACUCAGAGUUCAUCCGAUAACGACAGUAGCAGGUCGUCGAAUCAGAGUGCCAUUGGCUCUGUUAGCAGCGAGGAAUCUACUCAUGAACUGGACUUUCGUCAAAAUGGAAUUACAGAGACCAUCAACGCGUUGUACGGUCUGGCAGCGCGAAUCAGAAGCCCUCGAAACCGACCUGAAAGAGCUACACAAGAGCUCUUUCGGCACAUCGCAGCACAUGAAAGGGAGCAGUAUAUCAAUGAAAGAGCCGAAGUCGAAAUCGUGAUUCUUCUUCAUCGACAUAAGCAAUACCUAGUGCAAACUUUUCAAUCGUCACAAAACUCUACAAUCCACAAUGACAUCUUGGACAAAUACGCCUCGGCGUCCAAUCACCUCCUACGGAGGAUUGGCAUGGCCAACGUUCGACGAAGACAACAGUUCAUCUACUGGAAGGAACACACUGCCAGGAUAAGCCGGGACCCAACGCAGACCGUGAGACCAACUGGCUCAAAUAAGCCAGCCACCUCUGAAGCUCUUUUCCGGACGGGAAAUACACCAAAUGCCACUGUUCAUCUUGCUACCCCCUCGGCUAUUUCAAGACACGAACAUUCAGAGGCAACUUCCGCUACAAGGUUGGACGAGAGCAAGUUCAGAUUUGACGACAACGAGUCUGUCUUCUCAUACCAGAGUCACGCAUCCACCGCUGUAAUUCCGGCUACCAAAAACCAGUUAGUGCUUCAGUGGCCACCUGCGCCUAAAGAUCUCUUGAGUAGCGACUAUUUCACCUGUCCCUAUUGUCAUGUACUGUGUCCUGGAAGGUAUCUCGGGGAAAAGGCAUGGAAGGCACAUCUUAUCCACGAUCUCCAACCGUACCAAUGCACCCACGAAGUGUGUCAAGAUUCUCAUCGUCUCUACGGCUCAUACCGAGAAUGGAUAGACCAUGAGAACAUUCAUACAAAAUCAUGGCAUUGCGAUAAUCAUGAGGCACCAACAGAGUUUGAGAAGCAAGAGGAGUUUAUUUCUCAUAUUGAACAAUUUCACCCUGACGCAAAACCAGAGCUCUUCUCACCAGAGCUAAUGGCCGCUGCAUUCAGAACAUCCACCAAACCAUUGCGGCCAUGUCCCCUUUGUCCCACUGGCUUCGAGGACAACAAAAUCAUGCACGAGCACAUCAAAGGCCAUUUAGAACGCCUUGCUCAUUAUUGCCUACCCGCGGAUCCCUUUAAUAAGAACCAACAUGAUGGUUUACGGGAAACCGCGGAUAGCGAUAGCCAAGCCGUACGGAAUGACGAAAAUUCGCAAGUUUUCUCGGAAACAUCGUUGCAAUGGCCUGAUGACACAAAUGUCCAGGGAUCGCCAAGUCCAGAGGAGUAUACGGCCACACACAAAUUUGAAGAUAUCCGUCUACAAUUUCAGCUAGUUCAACUAGGACGCGAGUCAGCCGAGGCCUGGCUUAAGGCAGUUACAUCUGAUGCAUCAGGAGCACCUGAAAGCUCUUUCUCGCAAACGCUUCCGUUGCGUUUCAGCGAGUACUCUCAGCUUCCCGAGUAUGUCGAAAAUCUUAGCUGGCACGAGCCCAGUUUUCAGACAUCGACAUUUCGAAACAGCCCUUUCAACGUGGCUCACUAUUAUAGCCCCAACUUUCAGCCAGAGGAAUAUCGCCCUGAAGGUGACGACACCCGGAAUCGAACAACAGCAACCCAGGUGGACCAUUUGGAAAUAGAGAAAAUACCAGACAUUGUCACGGAUGCAGAGGAAACGCAGCGACUAGACAGUCUACUGUUGAAGGCUGUAGUUGCCGGUGACACGGAUCUUACUAAACUAUUGCUGAACAAGGGCGCAAAUGUCAGUUUUAAAGACAAUUCCGUUGGCAGUCCACUUCAUACUGCCAUAAGCCUAGGACACCUUGAAGUUGUUCGGCUGCUGCUGGCACGCGGCGCAGAUCCCGAUGAUGAUGAUUGGGACAGGCCUGGUUCUGACAUUCUGGGGGUCGCAUCAGCAAAAGGCGACCAAGAGAUUGUGCAGUUACUGUUGCAACACGGUGCCGAAGCAGACGGUGCGAGUUACACGUAUAGAUCUGCCCUCCAAGCUGCUGCAUCUAAAGGCCACCACGAAGUGGUAAGUCUGCUGCUACGCAACGGUCACGAUCCCCAGUACUUCAGAUUUUUGCCACCCCACACAGCCCUUCGCGCGGCUGUUGAGGGGGGCCACAAGGAAACGGUCGAGGUGCUGCUGGCAUCUGGCGCCGCCAUCAACAACACGAUGUUGGACGGCGCACUCGGUACCGUCCUUGAGGUUGCCUCGCACUACGGUCACCGAGAAAUUGUGCAACUGCUACUAGACCAUGGCGCAGAUAUCGAUGCAAAGAGCAUAAGACAUGGGGGCGCUUUCCGAGCUGCGGUCAUUCGAGGUCACCAGGAAAUAGUACAGCUGUUACUACACCGGGAGGCGGCCAUCGAUUUCAAAAGUGACGAAUUUGCCAACAUUAUCCGCGCUGCAUCAGCACUGGGCCAUCAAGCAGUUGUUCAGCUAUUGCUGGAUAAACGUGAAGAAGUGACAGGAGAAAUGGCCGAGGAAAGUCUCAUUGGUGCCACUGGAAUGGGCAAAUUACUUGCAUGGCGCUCUCCAUUAUCUGGAGUUGAAUCCAGGGAAUGGCACUCAAAUGAAGAGCAUAUCCUGCAUCAAGACAAAGACUCAUUAACCGCUGAAAACCAGCAACCUUACAAGUGCCACACGUGUGGAAAGGGGUUUGGAAGAGAAAAUCAUCUUGCGAAGCACACCAGAAUUCACGAAAAAACUUGCAAAUGUCCUGUUGAAGGCUGUGCUGCGAGCACAGCCGAAAUAAAAGACCUGUAUCGACACAUCUGGACUCACCAUCUCGAUUAUGCUCGAGAGAACAAUAUUCCAGGUAUGGCAGCGGCAGCUUCGCAGCCUGACAUCGCCAACCAGUCCAAACCCUCGAAACCCAACAACACUGAUCCAUCAAGUGAGGACAUACAACCUCACAAGUGCCCUGUUGAAGGUUGCACGACCAGUAAGUCGGAAGAAAAGGACAUCAGCCGACAUAUAUGGACCUAUCACCCAGAUUAUGCUCAAGAAAACAACAUUUCUGAUACGGAUCGUGUGGAGUGCGGUUGGCCGGGCUGCUGGUGGCGUGGAAGAAGGGACAACCUGAAGAGGCACAAGGACACCAUGAAACACUGGGAAGCGUCAGACAAUGAGCUCGUCUCUGAGGAGAAGCCAUCAGGGGUACAGGCAUGCGACUGGCCGGGUUGUCAGUAUACCUAUGCAGGGAAGAAGAAGAGCAACCUGAAGAGACAUAAAGACCGGCACCAACACUGGAUUCGCCCAUCGGACGCCAGUCCUGGCGAGGAGAACUCGCUAGAGAGCUCGCCGACUACUGUUACCAACUCCCAACCGUUGCAAAAGCAGUCGUUGGAACAACAUACUCAGGAUAGGGCUCCCAGUACCGACAGCACGACUCAUGUUAUUAACGAUAAGACAAGUCAACCCCAAGGCAUCUCACCAGGCGAUAGUUCGGCGGACCAAUGGGACGGCUCACCUGAAAACACUCCAGAAGAAAAAAAUCUCUCGAAAGAGCGAGACAGUGGCCUAGAUCAGCUUAUCACCGAACUCGACCCCGAGCUCUUGUCAGAGGCAUCGCGUGAGAAGCUUCAUUCACCUUCCGAACAACGUCUGCUAGUGUGGCAGCUCGAGGACGACGUGAAAAGACUUCAGAAUGACCUAGGCGAAGAGCACCCGGAGGCGCUCGAAAAGAUGUCCAAGCUCGCGCUGUCGUGUGCGGAGAAUCAGGAUUUUGAAACAGCGGCAACUUGGCAGGAGAAGGUUUAUAAAAGUUACGAAGUGUUAUAUGGCAAUGAACAUCCUGAUACAGUAAGCUCCAUGGCCGAUCUCGCGGAAACCUACACCCAUCUGGCUCGCUUAGAGGAGUCUGAGGUGUUACGAAAGAAGGUGCUGGAAAUAAUGACUCGGACGCUUGGAGAGGACCAUCCUGACACAACAGCAUCGAUGGUCGAGCUUGCAUCUACCCACGAACUUCAAGGACGCAUGGACAUGUCUGAGUCGUUGCAACUGGGGGCACUGGAAAUACGGAAACGGACUCUUGGAGAGGGUCACCCUUGGACUUUGGCGUCCAUGGCCGAGCUUGGGGCAAGCUAUUAUAAGCAGGGUCGCUUCAAGGAGGCCGAGCAGAUGCAUCAGCAGACGCUACAGCUACGUGAGAAGGUGUUGGGUAAGGAGCAUCCCAACACACUUACCAGCAUGAACAACCUUGCGCGUGUGCUCGAUAGCCAGGGGAAGUACGAGGCGGCCGAGCAGAUAUAUCGGCAGACGCUACAGCUACAUGAAAAGGUGUUGGGUAAGGAGCAUCCCAGCACACUUACCAGCAUGAACAACCUUGCGAGUGUGCUCGAUAGCCAGGGGAAGUACGAGGCGGCCGAGCAGAUGCAUUGGCAGGAGCUACAGCUAUGUGAGAAGGUGUUGGGUAAGGAGCAUCCCAGCACACUUACCAGCAUGAACAACCUUGCGAGUGUGCUCAAUAGCCAGGGGAAGUACGACGAGGCCGAGCAGAUAUAUCGGCAGACGCUACAGCUACGUGAGAAGGUGUUGGGUAAGGAGCAUCCCAGCACACUUACCAGCAUGAACAACCUUGCGAGUGUGCUCAAUAGCCAGGGGAAGUACGACGAGGCCGAGCAGAUACAUCGGCAGACGCUACAGCUACGUGAGAAGGUGUUGGGUAAGGAGCAUCCCAGCACACUUACCAGCAUGAACAACCUUGCGCGUGUGCUCGAUAGCCAGGGGAAGUACGACGAGGCUGAGCAGAUAUAUCGGCAGACGCUACAGCUACAUGAAAAGGUGUUGGGUAAGGAGCAUCCCAGCACACUUACCAGCAUGAACAACCUUGCGAGUGUGCUCGAUAGCCAGGGGAAGUACGAGGCGGCCGAGCAGAUAUAUCGGCAGACGCUACAGCUACGUGAGAAGGUAUUGGGUAAGGAGCAUCCCAACACACUUACCAGCAUGAACAACCUUGCGAGUGUGCUCAAUAGCCAGGGGAAGUACGAGGCGGCCGAGCAGAUAUAUCGGCAGACGCUACAGCUACGUGAGAAGGUGUUGGGUAAGGAGCAUCCCAGCACACUUACCAGCAUGAACAACCUUGCGCUUGUGCUCGAUAGCCAGGGGAAGUACGAGGAGGCCGAGCAGAUGCAUCGGCAGACGCUACAGCUAUGUGAGAAGGUGUUGGGUAAGGAGCAUCCCGACACACUUACCAGCAUGAACAACCUUGCGCUUGUGCUCGAUAGCCAGGGGAAGUACGAGGAGGCCGAGCAGAUACAUCGACAGACGCUACAGCUAUAUGAGAAGGUGUUGGGGAAAGAACAUCCAGACACAUUGACUUACAAGGAGGAACUGACGCAGACCUGGGAUCUGCGAGAAGUUGCGGAAAGCUAG
Molecule: messenger RNA, 5751 nt
Organism: Podospora pseudopauciseta
Lineage: Eukaryota; Fungi; Ascomycota; Sordariomycetes; Sordariales; Podosporaceae
Exons: 3
Coding region: 1-5751 (1916 amino acids)
Cellular component (GO): kinesin complex
Molecular function (GO): protein binding
Source: RefSeq, a predicted model, not a curated record